AGUACUUUUUUCCUACUUCAUGAAGUUUGGCAGUGCCAAAUUAUUUGUUUGUUAUGUACUUUUUCCCUUCUUUGACAAAACCUUUACAAUAAAGCUCUAGCCUUGGGAUCAGAAUACUGCUGUCUUUGAUUAAAAAUACGCAGGAAAGCAUUACCUUGUUGCCCUGCUAAGCCAAAAUGGUAACUUCAGCUUUCUUCUGUUCAUAUAAGGGACUAAGUCCAAAACUAUGAAUAAAUGCAAGCAAUUCUGAUUUAUAUUAAGAGUUCUCAUUUCAUUUCAUGUCACAUAGGUUAGACAUGAUGAAUGUUGAUGAUCCAAAGGUGGCCCAAUUCUGCAUCAAAUUACCUAUCUGGUUGAAUCCCACCAGAUUUCGAAUAGGUGACCAGGAGUUUGAUUCUUUGCCAUCUUUACUGGAAUUCUACAAAAUACACUAUUUGGACACUACAACCUUGAUAGAACCAGUUUCCAGAUCCAGGCAGAAUAGUGGCGUUAUCCUCAGACAGGAGGAGGCUGAAUAUGUGCGAGCUCUCUUUGACUUUAAUGGAAAUGAUGAAGAAGAUCUUCCAUUUAAGAAAGGAGACAUACUGAGAAUCCGGGAUAAACCUGAAGAGCAAUGGUGGAAUGCAGAAGACAGCGAAGGAAAGAGGGGAAUGAUACCUGUUCCUUACGUCGAGAAGUAUAGACCUUCCUCUGCUUCAGUAUCUACUCUGAUUGGAGGUAACCAGGAUAGUUCCCACCCACAACCACUGGGUGGGCCGGAGCCAGGGCCCUAUGCCCAGCCCAGCAUCAACACUCCGCUCCCUAACCUUCAGAAUGGCCCUAUUUAUGCCCGGGUUAUCCAGAAGCGAGUCCCUAAUGCCUACGACAAGACAGCCUUGGCUUUGGAGGUCGGUGAGCUCGUUAAGGUCACAAAGAUUAACGUGAGUGGUCAGUGGGAAGGAGAAUGUAAUGGUAAACGUGGUCACUUUCCAUUCACACAUGUCCGCCUGCUGGAUCAACAGAAUCCUGAUGAGGACUUCAGCUGAGUGUGGCUCAACAGUUUCGCUUACAGAUGGGAACAAUCUCCACUUGUUUUAUUGCAGAUGCCAUCAAGACUAUGUUCCGACAGAUGUUGAAAGCGGUAUUGCUUGUAUAAGCAUUCUGAUAACCUGCAAACCCCUGGGACUGAACACCACCAUUCCUUAAUCAAGGGUCAUGUAAUUCAGGGUACGACAGUAGAUAACUUGUGUGUCAAGUGGCAGAACUAGUACAUGAUUAUAGGUUGUAAUGCCUGCUUACGUCCAUGUGCACAGCAGACUGGACCUUGCCAGCAGCAGCAGCUGGAGAAAGCAGUAACGUAGAUGUUGUUAUAGCAUUUAUAGCUCUCUCCGGACCUAUUUCUUAUGUUGCUUCUUCCUCAGGCAAUGAACAUCAACCUUAGACAAUUCAAUGUAUAGGUAGAAAUUUCACAAAUUUAUUCUGGAGCUUUCUCCACUUUUUUUCCAUUCUGAAUUCUGUCCUAGAAAGGCUAUAUAGUACUUUGCAUGGUGAGUUAACUGUGCGCAGUACAGAUUUUUGUAGAGCACAUUGGGGACAGCGGUAUGAUUUAGAGAUAAUUACCAUGUUAAUGGUAAAUGACAAAUCAAGUCAACCUCAGAAUUCUAGACGUUUGUGGACACUAGAUUUGAUUUCUUCAGUACUGUUGAUGCUUCAAACAUAGCAGCUGAUUUAAAUUAAAAUUUCUAUUAACACACCAGUAUCUCUCUUCUUAUCCACAAAUAUAAGGCUUAUGGAAGUGUAAACAUCCAUAUCAGUGCUGAAAAAUAUGUGCAUAGCACUUUAAUGCAUAGCUUUAAAGCAGUGUUUGAUUCACUAAGUAUACUAAAAUAUUGGCACUGCUUUCAGAUAAAAUUAAAUUAUAUAGGGCCAGUUUAAUAUUUUUAGAAUUCUUCAAUAUUCCUAUACAUUACAGUACAAAUCAGCGUCAAACAUGGUGAACUGACAAACCAAAUAUUACUUCUAUUUUAAAAGUUAUUCUGGGGACUCUUCUGGUUUAAUUGCAAUUUGUAAAAAUAUCUGGUAGUUAAUUCAUGAGGAUUAUAUUUUUAAUAAACUAAUGGAAAAUACCUGUGUGCUUCUGAAUUGAUUCUCAAAAGGCAUAAUAGAGUAAAUACAGCUUCAUAGCUCAUAAUGAAAAUCAGUGCAUUGAAUAAGUGAUAUUAUGCGCUGCUUGAUUUUCUUCCUCAGCCUGUUCUUCUAAUUAUCUGGUUUUCUCUAAUAUAAAUCAGAAUGGAUUCAGUAAGUUUUGUAAACUAAAAUUAAACACUGAAGUAACUAUCCCUUGCCCGUACCCAAAUACGGCACUCUAGUGACCAAACUUAAGCAAACAAAUUUCGUAACUUUGACUGCAGUGUAAUCCAUACAGAACAGUUUUUGUAAAUAGUAUUAAACUGAAAACAUUAUUUUGGUCGAUAGAAACCGCGUGACUAGAAUGUGUCAUUGGCUGUAAAUGCUGCGAGGACUAGUUCUCAUUGCAAAGGCUAUUGCUGCAAGGCAUGGACCCAUAAAACAGAAUACUGGUAACACUUUACCUCAGAACUGUGUAACAUGCUGGAAAUGAUAACACUUGUAUUUAAGUACUAGUUGCUUUUCUUUGGUCAGACUUGCCGAUGAGUUAGUUCCGAUUUUUCAGAUAAUGGGCACCCAAUAACACUAUAGACUAAUGCCAACGUAUGUGAAUCAUACUUUUCCAUCACCAAUCUCCUAAGCACUACAAAAGAGUAUUAGAAAACUGACAGUGGGUCUGUUCUUGUGACAGGGACCUAGUAACUAGGUAGAGUACUAGGGUAACUGCAGUACUAUUCUAGCUUGGAUUGCUGUUCUGGGUAAGAUGAUAUGCCAGUCUUUGACUGUGGUGUGUCACUUCUAGCUUAGUGCAAAAUCUACUUUGGAGAAAAUUAGAGGAACUAACUAUAUAGGUUCAGUAACACAUUGGUUUCUGUAAGUUUAAUUUGUAUUUUUCCUCUGACCUUGAUAUUUAAUGCAACUGAAUUUUCAGUAGUCAUACUCGUUAAGUGCAGACUUGCAUACUAAGCUUAUCAGUUGCCCAUAUAUGCUUAUAUUUUUCUUCACGUAUUGCAAAAGAAGCAUAAUGAACUGUGUGUUCUUGAAGUAACACAGUUUGUUCUGAAGGAAUUUUUUCCGAUGGCAGUUAAUGAAAAUCAUUUGUAGCUUUCCAAUCAGCAAUUAUUUUAAGAUAACAAAACACAUUUUUUCUGAAAGGAAUUUUAUUAUGCAAAUCUUGCCUUUUUAUUAUGAAAAACAAAUUGAAUUGUUAACUAGCAAAUACCCUGCAAACUUUGUAGAUGUGUUUUUUUUUUUUGGUGAAGACUGUAUAAAUUGCAAAUAUUUGUACACUUUGAAAGAGCAAAAAAAGUAACUAGAGGAGUCUUAAUAGCUGCUGUUGCACUAGAAUCCUAAGUUCUUGUCAAGCAGUUUUUUUCUUAGUCAACUGAUACAUUAUGCAACUGUUUUCCACUAUUCUGUUUUAAGCUGAAAUGUGAUUUUGUUUCAUAGGUGAUAGAAGUUACUAUGUUUGCAUUUGUACAAAAUAGACAUUUCAACUUAUCGAACUCUUAAAGGAAAAUAGGUAGAACAUAUGUUCAUAAACACGUAGAUGAAAUCCUCUUGUGGCCUUUGUUUAUCCUCUUCUAUUUGUUCCUUCCCUCCUUCCCGAUGCGUGCAAAAAAUCAUUGCUAAGAAUGUUGGUCACAAUCUCUUGUCUCUACUUGGCUGUGGUUUUUUUGGUCUAUUGUGCAUAGGCAGGUGUUAGAACUAGAAUAAUCAUUUCUAGAAAUACACCGUUGAAAGCAGAAUGCUCAAUUACACUGUGUUCUUCUGGUGCAUUUACACAUUAUAUCACACUAAAAGUACAACUGGCUGCUAUGGUUUUUUAAUAUAUAUUUCAUUUUGGUAAACCCCAGCCUUUUUACUAAUAUUUGACCUGGUUAAAUCUUGUUAAUCUGUUUGAAUUUUAUUUGUUAAUAAUGCAAAUAUUUCUAAUCAUCUUAAAACACUUCAUUUUUUUUGUUAGUAGUUUUGGGGAAGGAGUCUAACCAAACCAGUUUGAAGAAAAAUAUGAACAUGUGCCAUUGUAUUAUAACACUAUCCACUUUCUUGACAGUUAAAGUCUUUUUUAUUUUUUUGUAGCAUGUAAUGUAUAUGUUCAUAGUACGUGAAGUAAAUAAAAGUAUAGCCAAAA
Molecule: messenger RNA, 4240 nt
Organism: Struthio camelus australis
Lineage: Eukaryota; Metazoa; Chordata; Aves; Struthioniformes; Struthionidae
Source: RefSeq, a predicted model, not a curated record